This is a messenger RNA of Rhododendron vialii, 2011 nucleotides long. RefSeq lists its product as uncharacterized. The transcript has 7 exons. The record is from RefSeq and is a predicted model, not a curated record. The coding region runs from base 339 to 1586 and encodes 415 amino acids. Lineage: Eukaryota; Viridiplantae; Streptophyta; Magnoliopsida; Ericales; Ericaceae.
AACAAACCAAUUGAAAACUGCCACAUGGAGACGCAUAAACAGACAUUUUUGUAUAGAAAAAUCAAAGGUAGCUAAAUUAUGGGAAUUCCCAAUCAUCAUCGUCAUCCAUAAAAAAGCUGCAAAUAAUAGUAGUAAUCGGUAUCUCUCUGUAUAUAUAAAGACGAAAUAGCCCAUACCUGUACUAAUUUCUACGCUAUUUCUGGGAAAUUUUGAGGAAGAAGUUUUGGAAUUGGGAGAUUAGGGUCUGGAAAAUCGGUGGAGAAAUUGGGGAGAGAGAGAGAGAGAGAGAGAGAGAGAGAGAGAGAGAGAGAGAGAGAGAGAGAGAGAGAGGUGUGAAGAUGUGGGGAAAUGGGGGAAGGUAUUAUUGGGGGAGGAGAGAAGGAGGGGGAAAAGUGGAAGGGAUAGUGGUGGUGUUCGCUUGGAUGUCGAGUCAAGAGAGGCAUGUGAAGAGCUACGUCGAGCUCUACUCUUCUCUCGGCUGGAACUCCCUCGUUUGCCAUUCCCAAUUCCUCAAUCUAUUCUUCCCUGACAAGGCCACAACAUUGGCAUUUGGAAUUCUUAAUGAACUUGUUGAGGAGCUAAAAAUUAGGCCGUGUCCUGUUGUCUUUGCAUCUUUCUCUGGUGGUCCAAAAGCUUGCAUGUAUAAGGCUCUUCAGAUAAUUGAAGGAAAGUGUGAAGAACAACUCAAUCUGGAUGAGUAUCGAUUGGUCAGAGAUUGUGUUUCUGGUCACAUUUACGAUUCCAGUCCAGUUGAUUUCACCAGUGAUCUGGGCAGUCGGUUUGUUCUGCAUCCAACUGUACUUAAGAUGUCACAACCACCACGACUAGCAUCAUGGAUUGCAAACGGCAUUGCUUCCAGUUUGGACACCCUCUUUCUUAGUAGAUUUGAAUCACAACGUGCUGAGUAUUGGCAGACUUUGUACGCCUCUGUAAACAUGGGUGCACCAUAUCUGAUUUUGUGUUCAGAAGAUGAUGAUCUUGCUCCCUAUCAAAUAAUCUUCAAUUUUGCACAAAGACUACAAGACCUUGGUGCAGUUGUCAAGCUGGUGAAAUGGAAUAGCUCUCCUCAUGUAGGUCACCAUCGGCAUUAUCCAAUCGACUACAAGGCUGCUGUGACUGAGCUACUUGGAAAGGCUUCCAUAAUUUAUUCUCAUAGAAUCAGACAACUCGAAGGAGAGGGAAUGGGAUUUGAGGGUCCACAUGAUGAGAUCUCCAAGCCCUUCUACCAGUUGAAGAAAGCAGCAAUAAACUCAAACAAUAGCUUCCAAAGAGUUGCUCUUGAGCUAAACGACCACUUCUUUGUACCCAGUUCAGUAGAAUAUCACGAAGACAGAGUCGUUGGGUCAGUACAAGAUGAACACAAAGGAGGCUUGAUCCAUAUCCCCAAGCCCCCAAGUAUUAACGCUCAUGGGGUUCUUGGUCAAAUCCUUUUUGAUGUAUGUGUUCCUGAGAAUGUUGAAGGCUGGGAUGUUAGGUCAUCCCCCUCCUUGAGUAGGCCUCCAUUUGCUUCUUCAAGAUGGCAUUCACCUUUGAAUCCUAUCAGAUGCAGGAAUCCCAUUAAAUGCAUUCGUCGCUCGAGGUUAUAAUAUCUCUACCUGACGCAAAUUACUUCCAAAGGCAUAUUAUUAUGAAUCUGAGUGUGCACAUUGGGUUCUCUGCAUUUUGCGAAUGAGGUUGGUACUUAUGACUUAUGAGCAAUGCGUUUUGGCGGGAGCACAAUGAAUUACCAAAGAAACAAAUGUGUUGCGGUUCUCAUUUUGGUGGCUUUGUAAGUGCUGUAAUAACGCGUGCUGUGGUUUGACCUAAUCUGAUGGAAAUGUACAGUUACUUUAUCGGGAAACCGGGAAACCGUGUAACCUAGUUGAGAGUAGAGUUUGCGAGUCCUUUGUUUCAGAAAUAAGAGCUUCUCGCUGAUUGUAAAUUUGUACUAGUAUUUUCCAUGCAUCUGCCUGAAUGCAGCAUAGGCUCUCAUACUCAGCUAUGGUAAUAAGAAGUAUAUUUGGAGAAGUUA